AUGGCUGCUGUACGUCAGAUGGUUAUGGAGGCCUCUGGGUUCCACGUCCUGCCGGCUCACCUUAUGGCCUCAGCGAUGGAAGAGUUCCCCCAGCAGCUGCCGGUCCCAAAGGGCCCAGCGAGGGGCAAGAGCCGCUCCCGCCGGUCAAGAGAGGCUCGCUUCAAAACCCAGCCGGUCACCUUCGCCGAGAUCGCGGAGGUUGAAGAAGAAGGUUCCUCACCCCUGGAGGAGGAGAGGGCACGCCGCUCCUUCUUACAGUCCCUGGAGAACCUGCGGCGGAGCACACAGACUCUCCACUGCCCUCCAGCCGCUCACCACAGCUGCACCCCCACCUCCACACAGGCCAGUCUGGACUCCAGUGACUCCGACUCCACGCAGUGA
Messenger RNA from Xyrichtys novacula (pearly razorfish), 381 nucleotides. The record is from the annotation of a GenBank genome assembly. NCBI's taxonomy places the organism in Eukaryota, Metazoa, Chordata, Actinopteri, Labriformes, Labridae.